Molecule: messenger RNA, 648 nt
Organism: Nezara viridula (southern green stink bug)
Lineage: Eukaryota; Metazoa; Arthropoda; Insecta; Hemiptera; Pentatomidae
Source: the annotation of a GenBank genome assembly
AUGCACGAGGCUAAAGCUGGCGAUUGUGGCUCGUCCCUCGCUAACUGUUCGUCUUCCGACCAUACCCUGACCGGUCAUUCUGGCAAAGUACUAGCAGCCAAAUUUCUAGGAGACCCGAACAAAGUUGCUACAGGAAGCCAUGACAGAACACUUAAAAUAUGGGAUUUGCGGAGUAAAGCUUGCAUUGAAACAAAGUUCGCUGGUUCAUGUUGUAACGAUCUGGUAAUAUCAGAUAGCGCAGGUACAACAAUAAUCAGCGGACACUUUGACAAGAAGAUCAGAUGUUGGGACACCCGCACGUCAGAUUCCAACAAGAGAGAAAUAUUAGUGCAAGGAAAGGUCACUUCACUGGAUAUGGGAAGGGAAGGAAACACUGUGUUGGCUUGUAUUAGGGAUGAGUCAUUGAGAGUGAUAGACCUCAGGGUGAACCAGAUAGUCUCAACCUAUAAGGCCGAAGGAUUUAAAGUAGGAUGCGAUUGGACCAGAGCAGUUUACAGUUCCAAUGGAGAUUUCGUGACUGCAGGCAGCAGUGACGGUAAUAUCUACGUUUGGAACACAUCGUCAGAGCUCCUCCACGCUGUCCUCAAGUACCACCAAAAACCACAAAUAGGGACAGCUAUAGGCCAGCCAAUCAAGAUUCGUAGCUGA